Messenger RNA from Megalobrama amblycephala (Wuchang bream), 4625 nucleotides. RefSeq names its product sorting nexin 27a (gene snx27a). Gene Ontology annotation, molecular function: protein binding; phosphatidylinositol-3-phosphate binding. Gene Ontology annotation, biological process: signal transduction; intracellular protein transport. Gene Ontology annotation, cellular component: early endosome. The transcript is spliced from 13 exons. Bases 177 to 1880 code for a protein of 567 amino acids. NCBI's taxonomy places the organism in Eukaryota, Metazoa, Chordata, Actinopteri, Cypriniformes, Xenocyprididae. The record is from RefSeq and is a predicted model, not a curated record.
AUCCACCAAAACAAACUUGACAAUAUCCACAGAGGCCCUCCGGCCUCCUCCAAAGACACUGGGCACAGUCUGUGAAAGUGAAAGAAGUCUUGUGAUGGUUGGGCGGGUCACGCGUAUUUCUGGCUUGUUGUUUUGAAGGCCUCCGGGAGGAGAGGGGGUGAAAAAACGAAUUAAAGAUGGCGGAAAACGAAGGAGAUGAGACUGCUCGGCCCGCUCCUCCGUCACUGCUACCCACAGCGCCCCGCGUUAACGGAUCGGGGAUGGUCGGUUCUGGUAGUCAAACCCCGACCUUGGUGACUUCAGGUCCGCGGGUGGUUCGAAUCAUAAAGUCAGAAUCGGGAUACGGAUUCAACGUCCGCGGUCAAGUGAGUGAAGGCGGCCAGCUGCGGAGCAUUAACGGGGAGCUGUACGCUCCUCUCCAGCAUGUCAGCGCCGUGCUACCCGGCGGUGCGGCGGACCGGGCCGGUAUCGUGAAAGGAGACCGAAUACUAGAGGUUAACGGGGUGAGCGUGGAGGGGGCGACGCACAAGCAGGUGGUGGAUCUGAUCAGGGCCGGAGAGAGGGAGCUGGUGUUGACCGUGCUCUCCGUCCCACCACAGGAAGGAGACGGACUUGAUGCUGGCGAAGAAGGUGCGGUGCAGCCCAAUUACGACUACAGUGACAAGCAGGCCGUCCCCAUUUCAGUCCCCACAUACAAACAUGUGGAACAGCACUCAGAGAAGUUUGUGGUGUAUAACGUGUACAUGUCGGGAAGACAGAUGUGUUCAAAGCGUUAUCGGGAGUUCGCAAUACUUCAUCAGAACCUGAAGAGAGAGUUUUCCAACUACACUUUCCCGAAGCUGCCAGGGAAGUGGCCCUUUUCUCUGUCCGAACAACAGCUGGACGCUCGCAGGAGGGGAUUGGAGGAAUACCUAGAGAGAGUUUGCUCAGUGCGGAUCAUAGGUGAGAGUGACAUUAUGCAGGAAUUCCUGUCUGAAUCAAAUGAGAACCACAACGGCAUAACGGAUGUCGAGUUACGAAUAGCGCUGCCUGAUAAAACUACAGCUUCAGUAAGAGUCCGAAAGAAUAGCACCACUGACCAGGUUUACCAGGCUCUUGUCGUGAAGGUUGGGAUGGACAGCAUCAUGGCCAGUUACUUUGCUCUCUUCGAAGUUAUUAACCACUCAUUUGUGCGCAAAUUGGCUCCUAAUGAGUUUCCGCACAAGCUGUAUGUUCAGAACUACACGUCAGCUGUCCCCGGGACGUGUCUCACGGUGCGCAAGUGGCUCUUCAGCACACAGGAAGAGGAACUGCUGCGGGACAGCCCACUGGCCCUGCACUACUGCUUUCAUCAGGCACAGGAUGAUGUGAAGAAGGGAUUCAUUAAAGCAGAGGAUAAAGCGUACCAGCUGCAAAAACUAGCAGAACAGAAAAAGAUGACAACGUAUCUGAGUCUUUUGCGCUCAUGUGAGGGAUAUAACGAGGUGACUUUUCCUCACUGUGCAUGUGACUCACGGCGGAAAGGUCAUGUGAUCACUGCCGUCAGCAUGAAGCAUUUCAAACUACAUGCCUGCACAGAGGACGGCACUCUUGAGAAUCAGGUGAUUUUGUUCGAAUGGUCAGAGAUGCAAAGAUGGGACACAGAUGAGGAGGGUAUGGCCUUCUGCUUCGAGUAUGUGCGGGGAGAAAAGAAACCUCGCUGGGUCAAAAUAUUCACUCCUUAUUUUAACUACAUGCACGAAUGCUUUGAGAGGAUUUUCUGUGAGCUCAAAUGGAGGAAAGAGGUUGAAGAGGAGGCCUCAGACAAAGGCAAUAAGAACUGUAGUAAUAAUGAUUACCUCUCGCCACUGGAGCAACAGAAGGGAUGGCGCCACCUAGGGGGCGAGAUUGCCACUUCCUAAAACCCCUCUCUAGACCCCCUGUGAAACAGCAUAAAUUGCGCUGGAUCAUCACACUUGAGCAGACCACCAUAAUGAAGAUGUUACCAUGGCAACACCCCAGCGACACCAUACCAACCAUGUUUCCACGGAGACAAAAGUGUGCCUUUCAGAUGCAGAGCUUUCCAUAUGGCAACCACGGCAACGCAGAAUGCCAUUAUCGUGGCGAAGCAGACACUGCGGGGAUGUUUCACCCCAGAUCAAGAGCACCAAUGGGUUCUGCUGUCAUUUCAUCAAUAGAUACUUUGAACUUGCAUAAGUACAUGUAAAAUACCACAUAGGACGAGAUCUAAAGAUCUUCCACGCCAGUGGUUUAGGAGAUAAGCUCUUCUUUAAGUCUACUGGCUGGAUUUUGGAGAGCAUUAGCUAAGGUAAAGCUGUAUCGGCACUGUUAUCAGGGCAGCGUAGUAACAAAAUGACCACUUUGUGAUUUGGAAUGGCAGCCGCUAUCACAAUUGUUUGACAAAACUAUAUAUAUGGGAGGGGAAAGUCAUGCCUUAACAAAAAAAAUCAAUUAAAUUGUGUAGCAAGGUCACCAUACAAACAAUUAGUGUGGGAUCUCUCUAAAAUAAUAUUGUGAUGGCAUUAUUGCUUGAUUUUCCCAGUAUUGCUGACUAAAAUUAGCUCGUUUUCAUUUUAUUUCAAUUAAAUGAGGAGUAAACAAGUCUGUGGGAACAGUGACAUGGGAUGUGUGUGUGGGAAAUUAAGGACAGGAGUGUAUAUGGACAGAUAUUAAGAGGAUAGUUAACCCAAAAAUGAAAUUUCUGUCAUCAUUUGCUCACCCUCAAGUUGUUCCAAACCUGAACACAAAAGAAGAUAUUUUGAAGAAUAUGGGUAACCAAACAGUUGGUUACUUCCAUAGUGUGGAAAAUAUACUUCCAUACUAUGGAAGUCAAUAGGCACCAUCAACUGUUUGGUUACAGACAUUCUUCAAAAUAUCUUCUUUUGUGUUCGGCAGAGGUUUGGAACAACUUGAGGGUGAGCAAAUGAUGACAGAAUUUUCAUUUUUGGGUGCACUAUCCCUUUAAGGUUAAGUGUAGUUCGCACAAGCGACCUGUAGGGGGCCCCAGCAUCAAACACAUAAGUAGCUGCGCUCAGGAUAGUUUAUUUCUGUUCAGUUUAUUUGUUGGCCUCAGAGGGAACAUCAUCGAGUCCUCGUCUGAGUUUGUUUUUGUGUUAUUUAUUGUUCAAUACUGCAGAGGCUUCCCUCAUAGAGAGACAAUAGCACCACGUCGUACCUGCUGACAAGAUCUGAAGGGGAAAAACAAGAGACAGACUGAGAAUAUUGUGAUCUCAGAAGCAUCUUAACAGUGUUUCCUCUCUCAUAUGUUUUUGAGAAUAAGAACUAAGGCAGCAAAAGGCAACUAGUCCAAAAUUCAUGUACAAAUUCGCCACGGUGUGCUAAAAUAACAGCCAGUUUUUUGUAGUGGUCUACAUUAGCUAUUUUUUCUUCCUUCUUUUAAUACAUAGUAGAAAACAUGAUCUUAAAAAAUUGGUAUAGCCAAAAAGAUAUACCAUAAAGGACUUUAGUUGGCCCCCUCGUCACAGGACAAGACACCGCUUAACGUUUUCUUAACAGACAUGCAUGUUUAAUGCAAGUCAGAAUCUUUCACCAUUCCAUUCCAGCACAAUACUGUGAUAAAUGAGCUUAUCCUCAUCCAAAUGCUUUAGCCACCUUGGCUACGAUACCUUGAUCAAUAAGUGAGUUUGUAUAUUGUGUGUGUGUGUGUGUGUGUGAGUGUGUGUACAUCAGAUUGCUCUCUGGUUAGAGUAAAGGCUCCUAUUACAGCAGCACAGUAGCAUCUGUGGUCUAAGCGUAUUUACAAAAACUUAAUUUGUCUUCAGUCCUGAUUAUUUCCGUGUUUGAUUAAUUCAGCCAGUUUAUCAAUGUGAAUGAAGAAAAAAAGUUAGGCUUGUGUGCUUUACAGUUUUUGUGUAAUUUGUCCUUUCGUCAGGAGUACAGGUGCGACACUUUUUGUUUUGUUUGGAAAAUGUCAAAAGUGUUCCACCACGUAAUGUUCACCAGCGCUAAAAUCUUAAUUGUUUGGUCAGUGUUUCUUAUUUUGUGUCAAUGUGCCGAGGAAAAAAAGAAUAUGAAUGUACCAGAAUGUAUUUAUAACAUGGAUGAUUAUUUUUUUUGUCAUUAACUUGAACUGCAACCAUUUAAGAUCAUCAUAACUCUUCAGUUUAAAACUUAAGACACUAACUCUUAUCCUUCCACUGAGUGUUUCCUUAACCUUUGGCCCACCUUGAAAGUAUUAUUAAUGUUUUGAGUCUUUUCCCCAAAAUUGGUGUGUUGGGACGAUUACUGACAAGUUUAACGGCUAUUUGUCUGUGUUCUGCGCUUCAUCUGUAAAUUUUACUGCUUAUGUGUAGUACUGACAGAGUCUUUGUAGCUUUUCUGACUGAAAACGUUAAUUUAUUUUUCUGCUAAAUCGAGGGGAUUGAAACAAGGCCUUUGCUGUGGUGGGUUUAGGAAGGGACUUUGUAUGACAAAAGAUAUAAUGCAUACGUGAAGGAGAUAAACAGGUGUGCAUUAUUUCAUGUAGCCUAGAUAAUGGCAUAAAUUAACAAUAAUAUCGGGAUACAAUAGUUUUAUAACUGAAAUGUGUGAAGGUUAAACUAACCAGAGUUAUAAAAAAAACAUCAUGUAGGUUGAAACAUUGUAACAUACUAUUUUAAAUAAAAUUACCUAUUGAGAAAAAAAAA